This is a messenger RNA of Tarenaya hassleriana, 734 nucleotides long. RefSeq names its product protein ELF4-LIKE 1. Gene Ontology annotation, biological process: entrainment of circadian clock; positive regulation of circadian rhythm. The record is from RefSeq and is a predicted model, not a curated record. Lineage: Eukaryota; Viridiplantae; Streptophyta; Magnoliopsida; Brassicales; Cleomaceae. The transcript is spliced from 2 exons. Bases 187 to 615 code for a protein of 142 amino acids.
CUCUCCUCUCGCCACGAUAUAUAUACAUUCAAUACCAUUCACAAACAAAGAAUUUACUGACCGAAAAGAAAAUCUAGAGAGAGACGGAGAGGAGGAAAAUCGCCUGUGUGAAGAUUCUGGAGAACUGUGCAUGAACUUAGAUGUUUCUGAUGUAUACCGGCGGCCGUACGGCUUGAUUUUUCCGCCAUGGAAGCAUCGAAACGUCGAUCGCUCCUCAGAAGCAACCGGAAGAGCCAACGAGCUCAAGAGAUGGCCGAAGAUUGCCGCGGCUGCCGAGGAGGAGGAGGAGGUGACGGCGAUAUUGCGGAGGAGGAGUACGACGUGGAGGCGUGGGACACGCUGAGCAGUGGCUUCAAGCGCGCGCAGGUCGUUCUCGAUCAGAACCGCGACUUGAUCCAGCGCGUGAACGAUAACCAUCGCUCCAGGAUCGCUGACAAUCUGGCCAGCAACGUCGGCCUUAUCAACGAGAUCAAUGGGAAUAUUUCGAAGGUUCUGGAGAUUUACUCCGAUUUAUCCGUCAAUUUCACCAAUAUUGUCCACGAGCGCCGGAGGACGGCGAAGAACGGUGAUACCACGACUUCCACCACCGGUGGACAGAGCUCUAGCGGCUCCUGAGCACUCUUUGAAAGGGCCAAUUCCGAUGGUUUUGCGUUAUUAUCUUCGCUGGAAGUUGAGGAACUUGACAGAGAGAGCAAAAGCAGAGAAGAAGAGGGCGCAGAAGGCGAGGAGAACAA